GGUGCCCGGUUUCAUGUGGAAAUCAAUAGUAGUGGGAAUGGUUACCAGUGUAAACUGGGCCAGCUCUACAUUGUACGUGUAAUUUUAUAGGAAUUUUGCUCUGCAUGUAAAAUACACACAAAAAUGUAAGCGGUGUACACAAACGAGUAUCUGCCGAAAACUGGUCAAAACUGAACUUCAAAUUACGGAUUACAAUGACUUCGACACGGUGAAUUCCUGCCAGAAAUAUUGGUGCGUACACGUGGACAGUUCCGCAAUGGAUGGCGUUGCUACUUGAUGGUCUAGGGUGAUCUUUUUCUGCUUACAUGUUGGGCAAGUUUGACGACCACCACCGCCACUGCAUGUGCCAUGGGGAAGACGCAGAGCAAGAACAUUGGUUUCUCCAAUCUAGGUUUCGCCAGUGCAAGCACUAAACGGAGAGAAAACCCAGAAGGAGGCUACGUCUUGAGUGGCUGUGUGAACAACCAGUUUCAGGAGUCGGAGGAAUCCUUGUGGCAUUCUAAGGUCGCUCUUCUGGGCUCUUCGGACUCUUCUGAGAAAAGGAGUUUUCAACUAAGCCCCGUGCCGCAGACGUCGUCGGAUGACCCUCACCUGUGCCAGUGUAAUACACCCCACGUCCCUGUAGGAUUUGCCAAAGAUAAUUGCCAUUUUGAAGUUGCCUUACCACCGGAGGUGACAGGAUCCGCCUGCAGCGUGAAGGUUGUAGCUGUGGAGAAGACUGACAGUACUGAGGAAGUCAAACCUCCGCUUUCCCCGACGAUGUCUUCAAACAGCGGCAAGGCUACAGUAGGGGCCGUCGAUUGCGACGUUUCUCUAGACGGGGAAUCUGACCAACAAGAGUGGGCCUUUACCCUGUAUGACUUUGAUGGUCACCGCAAAGUCACAAGAGAGGAUUUAUCCAGUCUUCUCAAGACCAUCUCAGAGGCCCUUGCCUCCACCAUCACCUUGCCAGCUAGUGGCAGCAAGAAGCUACGUCUUCGCCUCUCCGUCGGCUCUGAAGACUCCGGCGAUCCUAAACCUUUCCCCGCCGAAAACAAAGAAAACGUUGGCAGGACUGCAUGUCCUGUCUCUACAGGCCCUGGGAAACCACUACAUGAUGUGGAUGGGUUACCGACGCCUGCCGGGUACCAGCAGCCUGUCAGGAGUGGGGUUCGGACACACAGGCACAAUCGGAGAACGUUGUCGGCUAGUCAGGCCGACUAUCACGGCAUGGACGGCCGCAGCCCUAACACUAAGAGACAGCACAAACUUAGGAGACAGCAGAGUGCCUACAAUCACGGAGGCGAUGAAGAGGUCCGACACAGACCUCAUCCAGUCAGUAGCUCCUCGUCCCCAACAAGAGAGCCAGAGAACAGAGAGCGAAGGAACUACUAUGAAGAGCUGGCAGGGAUCGAGAACGACUGCAAUCAACAAGAAGAGGCAAUCGUCAUAGCUCAGGAGAGAGAGGUGGAGUAUCUGGCUCAGCAGCAGCUCCCACUGCCUCAUAGAACCAGACAUACCUCGGCUGAGAGGCUGAGAGGGAGGGGACACAGACAUCCCAGCAAGGGGGGUAAGGGUGGCCACCGGCGGUCUCGGUCCUAUGACUUGGACGCCCAGCAACCCAUACAGGAAGGUGUGUUGAGCACAGAGGAGCAUAAACUGAAGUGUGGGUUGAGGCAGCGGUAUCAUAAGGAUUACCAUAUGCUUCUUUUGGAGGCUUCCCGGGCCAAACUGGAAGGCUUUCAACCAGCUUCACCUCCAGGCCCAGCAGGUGACAACCAGACCCCUCAGGUGCCCAUGAAACUACCCACGUUCACCGCCGCGCCUUCACCCCUGGCUAGGCUAGCCACCUUCGCCCCACCGGCACCAUCACCAACCAACCUCUGCCCAACCCAGCUGAAUUCAAGCCCCGCCCCUCGGGACCCCGCCCUGGUGACUAGCCCCAAGGUCCCCACCCGGCGACGCUCUCACAAGAAGCUCCGCAAGCCGGCCUUGCAACCCUUCACCUACAUGCAGCAUGAGAUAGCCAACGGCAUGGAGGGUGUCGUCUAUGUUCCUGUCUCACAGCGACAUGAACAUCACCAUCACCACGAACAUCACCAUCAUCAUCAUUACCACCACUACCACAAGUGACUAGUCGUGGCUAGGUCAACUACCUGGUGUUGGCUGAAUGUGAACUGCCUGGAACUUGCGUCAGAGAGGAAAAUAUGGAGAGUGUAAAGUGCCAGAAAACCUGAAGACUCUAAUUCCUCUCAAGUUUCAGUUCCGUUAAAGGUGCUAUCACAUUCACUGGAUUGCAAACAACCACCAACACCUAGCUGUGCCCAAUUUUGCAUUUUGGAUUGGUCUGUGAUGGUGUGGUCAGAAUUUCACCAGAACUACUAAAAAUGGCUGUGGACAAAACUUGCACAAAAAACACAUUUUAUAACUUGGACCAAACUGUGUUGGCAAGAUGGCAAAGCAUGUCGGUUGGCCAGUUUUCAACUACUUAAGAGUUGUCCGUGAAAGAAUGCAAGGACAUCUGACAUCAAACUCAGCUUUGGUGAUAUACGAGCGUCGGAUCUUAAACAAGGUGCUUUUUUUAAAGCAUGAAAAAAGCAGGGUUAGCUAUUUUUUACUACUGUAUCUUGUAAGUAUUAAAGUAUCUUAAAAACUCAAGUGUAACAUAAGGACGACCAAAAUGUCCGGUGUAAUAUAUACUUUUUGCCUCGUUUUGGAAUUGAAUGUUAUCAAACAGUAAGAUUUUAAUCAUAUACUUAAUAUAUUUACACAAUUUCCUAUUGGUACACAUGGGAAUUGAUCAGUACCAACAAUUGUCUAAAUGCUGAAUUAAAAACAAUGCAUCAAUUAUAACAAACCACUAAUUCUGCAUAUUAUUAAGUUAAGUGGUAAACAAGCUGAGGAGGACUAUAAUCUAUGCGUGUAUCCAGAAUACAAGUUCUCAAAUGAACAAGUCUUCACAGGGGGUAGUGUCACCAACAAAAAUAAAUAUUUUAAGGUUGGCCUUGGGUCUGUCGUCUAAUUCAUAGUAUUCAAAAGUUAUCCGUAAAUAUUGAAGGAAUUUUCUCAUAACGCCCAGUGAGGUCGAGUUGCACCGAACAGCUACGUAUAAAAUGACCAAUCUAUUCUUUCGGUCGCCUGCACAACAAUGCCAGUGUUCAUUAAGUUAAAGUCUAGACCUUAGCCCAUUAGCAAAUGUAUUACAUUGUAUUUAUUUACUGAUGAAUCCAUAAAACGAUAGAGUGUGUCUUUAGGUGCUAUACAGGGAGUAACACACAGGGCAGUUUGGGGUGGGACAGGUACAAAUGGGUUGUAUAGUUGAACGUACCGUUAGAGAAUAAUUAUGUACACAAAAUUAUUGGUUUGAAAAUUAUGAACUUUAAUUCUAUUCAAUGUAAUCCAGUGAAAUGCUGCAUCUGAAAUUUGAUUCAUAGAUCAUCAUUGGUCGUUUUGAAAUCUGGCAAAUUGAUUAGACCCUCUAUUUUUUUGUUUGGGUAAGCCCUCCUAAAGGCACUGGUGGUGGCUAAUCUAUCCCACAAAAUACUGGAAACAAGGCAUUUUGAGUAACUUACUGUCAUGAUCCAUGCAUUUUCAGUUUUGUGAGCAUGUGUUGUGUACAGGUGGAAGUAUUUGGCCAAGUCAAGGGUUAAACAUGAUCUGUCCAAUCAAUUAAGUGCCCACCAAAACACGUGGGUACAAGCAAAUGCUUGUCACAUAUUCAUCAGUAAAGAGCGCCCUCAAUAGACUGACCAGUGACUAACUCCUAUAUUGCACUCUGGUUUCAAGUGCUAUAUAGACCAUAUUUUCACAGCACCAACCAUUAUUUUUGUAAGAAAGUAUGUACACGUUAUAUUAUGUAUACAUUGUACAUCAUGCGUCACAAGAGCAUUUCAUCAUAAUUUAGUCAUAAAACUUGAAAAUAACCUUUUUUUCCAACAAGUUGAUUGGCAUUAAGUUGUUAAAAAAA
This is a messenger RNA of Patiria miniata (bat star), 3946 nucleotides long. Its product is annotated as protein naked cuticle homolog 2-like. The record is from RefSeq and is a predicted model, not a curated record. Gene Ontology annotation, molecular function: calcium ion binding. The coding region runs from base 349 to 2112 and encodes 587 amino acids. NCBI's taxonomy places the organism in Eukaryota, Metazoa, Echinodermata, Asteroidea, Valvatida, Asterinidae. Gene Ontology annotation, biological process: negative regulation of Wnt signaling pathway. Gene Ontology annotation, cellular component: cytoplasm. The transcript is spliced from 8 exons.